UAUCGCCCUGUCAGACUUCUAAGAUUUUGACUUAAUUUAACUGGCAAGCGCGGUGCCCACAGAAACGUUUACGGUUUUUGUCCAAUAAACAGUUGAUCGCUUAACUCUAGUGCUAAACACCUGACGUCUGAAGUUCAAGGAGUUCACGACCCACACGUGGAACAGUCUCAUCAGCGGCCACGGUUCUUAGCCACCUACAGGCAUGAUCGCCCAAAGAAACUCAUGAGGAGAAGAGUUUAUCAUCAGGAAUGUAGACUGACUCUGGGUACACAAGAUGGAAAGAUUAACCAAAAUCACUGCUCCUGCUGGAGAGAAGUUAAGGCAGCUUCAAAAGAUGGUGCAGGAUAUAAAGAAGAAUGAUGGAGGCAUUAUGAACAAGUUCAAGAAGUUUCAAAAUGAGCAAGUGGCUUUUAUACGCAAAACUGGAAAAAACACUUGGGACCGGAUAACCAACAAACCACCACCAACAGUGCCCAGAAGAGACUAUCCAGAUGAAGAUGAUGAAGAUGAACAAUGGUCAGAAACAGAAUUUGACAGUGAUUAUGAAAAUGCCGAUGACCACUCGGAAACCUAUGAAGUUCCCUUGGAGGACAAUGAUGACAGCUACGAACCUCCCCCUUGUGAAAAGGAGAAAAGGAACAUUACCUCUGUUUCAUCUCUGUCUAAGGGAGACUAUGCAGACAAAAGAACAGAAAGUUCAAGACUCCCUCCAAGGAAGCCUGUGCCCUCCAUCCCCAGACCCCAACAGCCAGUCUCUCCUCAGAAGCCACCCAAACCACAGUUACUUGUGAAGCCACAGAAGCCAGAGCAGGAUGAUGCUGAUUACAUUUGCCCAAAAGAAGAUGGAGAAGAUGACAAUUAUAUCGAGCCCUCUGAAAAGAGUUCUGUACAAGAUCCUCCUGCCGUUAACAGAGAUACAAAACCGACAAUAAAGCGCUCUCCACCUCCUGGAGGAACUCACGAGCCCACUGAGUUGUACGAAGUGCCAGACCUGGAGGUAAUACCUUCUGCAUUCAGCAGGGUAAAUGCUCCCACACCUCCGAAGGCACAGCCCCGUUCUGCUGGACGAGACGGCCCUCUCCCCAUCAGUCCCAGGCCCCCAAUCAAGAAAUUACCUGCUGCUUCUGAACCAGUAGAUGAAGAUGAAUAUGAAGUAUGUGAUCCUGAUAACAGCGAAAGCAGCCUUAAGUCACAGCCCAGCACCCUCCACUCACUGAAAACCCCAGCACCAUUACCACGAGAAGGGAAGAAACCAAUUCUGCCGGUAAAACCUGAAGAUCAAUCCAGUGGAUCUCUUCCUAGAAAAGAUACAGACGAGGCAAGGAAACCUGUCAUGAACUGGGAGGGUGAUGUUAAAGCCAGGCCCACGGCCAUGAAGCACAAUAACCUGAAUACAGCAACGGACCUCCCUCCCCCUGCUGCCAGAGCAAAGCCUCAGUUGUCUAAAGGAAUGAGCACAACCCCGCCAAAGCUUCCUUCAACUGUGGCUCGAGGGUCUCUGCCUCGAAAUGGGCCAACUGCUGCAGAACAGGAAGCAGGUGUUUACAGCAAAUCCUGGUACGCCAGCACUAGUGAACGGAAGGUUGCUGAAGACGCCCUUAUGAAAACAAAUAAGGAUGGAUCAUUUCUUAUCCGAAAAAGUUCUGGUCAUGAUGCUAAACAGCCAUAUACCCUGGUGGUAUUCUACAAAAAGAAGGUGUACAACAUUCCUGUGAGAUACAUUGAAUCUUCAAAGCAGUAUGCACUUGGAAGGGAAAAGGCUGGAGAAGAGUGGUUCAGCAGUGUGGCCGACAUGAUCGAGAACCAUCAGCACAACCCCCUUGUUCUGAUUGACAGCCAGAAUAACACCAAAGACUCCACAAAACUCAAGUAUCCUGUGAAAGUCUGACAGUUCCUGGGAAAGGUUGGGGCAGGGGUGGUCGGUCUGGGAAUUGCUUUGUUCCAGGCUCAUUUUUGUUGUUGCAAAAACAGAUUGACCUGGAACACACUGAAGACCUCAUUGCCAAAACAAAUGCCACCAGAACACACACUUUGCUCAGAUGUACUGACUGUAAUGUAAACUUAUAUUAUUUGUAAUAUUUUUUAGAAUUGUCACAGAAGAAAUCAGUCAAGCUUCUUACGGUGUACCAAAUAAAAUUAUCCCAAAACACG
Molecule: messenger RNA, 2151 nt
Organism: Lepisosteus oculatus (spotted gar)
Lineage: Eukaryota; Metazoa; Chordata; Actinopteri; Semionotiformes; Lepisosteidae
Gene: blnk
Product: B cell linker
Biological process (GO): intracellular signal transduction; cell surface receptor protein tyrosine kinase signaling pathway
Molecular function (GO): protein binding
Source: RefSeq, a predicted model, not a curated record